AUGUCGGUGAGGAAGAUAAACUUUGGCGCUGGACCCGCCAAAAUACCCGAGGAGGUUUCAGCUUCAUUUUAAUUUCAUUAAAAAAACGAAAAUUUCUUUUUAGGUUCUUCUGAAGGUUCAAGAUGAAACCCUGAACUAUGAAAACCUGGGUGUCAGCGUUUUAGGUCUGUUUAUUUUUCAUUUAACAAACGUUUUUCUUCUUUUUUUUCUAGAAAUUUCGCAUCGCUCCAAGGAAUUUGCUGUUUUGUUGAACGAAACCAAGCAGUUAUUGCGUGAGCUCAUGUAAAUUCUCAAUGCUGAAGUUGGUUUAUUUUCCCGGAUUUUUUACAGGAAAGUACCAGACAACUUCGAAAUACUUUUCAUGCAAGGUGGCGGAUCGGGUCAGUUCGCAGCCAUUCCUCUGAAUCUCAAGGUUUGAGUUAGAAUUUUCGUCGUAAAAGUUCCAUGACGGCUUUUGAAAGGUUUUUGUCGAGAUUUUAGGGUGAACACUCGUAUGCCGAUUACAUUGUAACUGGCGCCUGGUCACAGAAGGCGGCCGCUGAAGCAUCCAAAUUCAUUGAAGUUAAGAAGGUUUGUAGAACUAUUUCAGAACUUUAACCGUUCAUUACUUACGCGAUAAAAUAAAUUUUAAGGUGUUCACCCCGGCGAAACCAUAUGUGACAGUGCCCGACCAAGACAGCUGGAGCCACGAUGAAGUCUGUUUCUUUUUUUUUUUUGAGUGGACGUUGUAUGAGGGGAUUGGAGGCUGUCUACAGGAAAGACUGUUCCAAUAUUUGUAACUUUUUAAGCUUUCGUAAAAAACUGACGCGCUGAAAAAAAACCCAAAAAACGAAGAAGCGAAGAUUUGCUUUCCCGUCGGUAAUUGAUUUUAGAGAAGUGUUCAAAAAAUCAAGGAAUCUUUAUUAAACAAACCUCAUUACAUUACAGCUCUGAAAAUCCAGCACUUUUUAACUUUUUAAAAGGUUUUCAUGUCAACUAUAGUCAAUCCAUCCCGACUUGAAAAUCGAAGGAGGCGGGAAGAGCGAUAAACCAAAUAGUCGCUGGCGCUUGAAUUGAACUCGUGCCAAGAACCGCGAACGCACACGCUUCACGUCAUGCCCCCUUCUCCGUCACUCUCGCUUUUCGAGUCGGGAAAAAUUGUCUUUAACUGCGAUCAGUUUUGUAUGUUAAUCAUAUUAGAAUGCCGCAUACCUGUACUACUGCGCGAAUGAGACUGUCCACGGUAUCGAAUUCACGCCUCGCGCUCCUCCGACCAACGUUCCUCUUGUCGCUGACAUCUCAUCCAACUUCCUUGCACGACCCUUUGACUUCACCAAUGUAACGCCAAGAAAUCACCGAUAUUCUUCAUCAAAAAAUUGACUUGAAGCAUGGCGUGGUUUUUGGAGGAACACAGAAAAACCUGGGUGCUGCUGGAUUAACGGUGGUUUUCGUCCGGAAAGACCUCAUAGGCAAGGAGCAAGCCGUGACACCGGCCGUGUUCAGCUACAAGGAGAUGAUCGCCAACAACAGUCUCUACAACACGCCACCAUGUGGAUCGUCAGUCCACCUUGUUUUUUUCUAAAUUUUUGGUCUUCUUGCAGGAUUUAUAUCACCAACCUUGUUCUCAAAUGGAUCAAAAACAAAGGAGGAGUCGACGCUAUUUACGAAAUGAACUUGGUUGGUUUUUUAUUCAUUCAGAAACAGUGUUAAAUUCAGAAAAAAGCGAAGUUGAUCUACGAUAUCAUAGACAACUCUGACGGCUUUUUCCACUGUGGAGUCGACAAACGCUUCCGGAGCAUCAUGAACAUUUGUUUCCGUAUCGGUGGUCCUCAGGGCGAUGAAAGCCUUGAAGAAAAGUUCCUCAAGGGAUCUCUCGAGAGGAACAUGAUCAGUCUGAAGGGUCACAGGUAUGUGUUUGCUUUUCAGGAUUUAUCAGACCAAAAAAUUGUUUUUGGCGCAAAAUUUUGCAUGAAGUUAAUACUGAAAAAAGAACUGGUGGUGGUCAGUCUGCGUUAGCUGAUAGGUGGUUACUUAUCAGUGCUGAAAAAUAGCUACCUGAUAGCAUGCGCCAGACUACCUGGGCUAUCAGGUAGGUUUACAUCGAUAGGGUUUAGAUACCUAUUCGGUAGUAUCGAAUAGCUAAUAAACGACCACCGAUUAGCUUUCGUCGAUUGACUUUGGAGUAGCUAUAUACUUGGAAUUUCGCCAAACGACGUUCCGCUGUGCCGCUGUGCGCUUUUGCGAACAUUGGUCGCGCUUUUUAUUUUUUUUCUUUUAUUAAGGUACUCUACUUUCAUGUGCUCCCACAGCAAUAACAAUCAAUUGAAAGCGUGACGUAGAUCGAAAGACGCUUCGCGAACGCACGCAGCGGAACAACGGAAUGUCGUUCGGUGAAAUUUCAAGUCGGUGCAUACAGACUAUACCUAUAAUUUUAUUUUCUUCUCAACCUUGCUUCCUAUUUCUUUCAAAAAUCAUUCUAAACUUGAAAAAUGUGUAGUCCGUUUUCUCGACUUGAAAGGACGGGACUUCUCUGCGCCCUCCUCGUCUCUCGGCGACGGUCUCUUAUUCACGUGCUGUUUCCAUGUUUCUCUCAUCUUGCCCGAGAGGGAACAGAGAGGUGCAAACACUUUAAAACUUGUAAGUCGCGGAGGACGGGCUAUGCAAAACGUGACUUGAUCGACGAUUUUCCUACCCAUUCCGAAUUUUGCUCAAAUUCAAAGUUUCCGAAUUUUCGAAUAAAAGAAAUUUCUAACGAUGAAUAAGCAGAUCUGUCGGAGGAAUCAGAGCCUCGCUCUACAACGCGGUCAACCUCGAGGAGACGCAGAAACUCGCGGAAUGGAUGAACGAGUUCGAAACGCAAAAAUAA
This is a messenger RNA of Caenorhabditis auriculariae, 2845 nucleotides long. Lineage: Eukaryota; Metazoa; Nematoda; Chromadorea; Rhabditida; Rhabditidae. The record is from the annotation of a GenBank genome assembly.